ACGACUCAUAAUCAAAUGAUCGAAACAACAAAACACUAGGAAGUACUGCAAGAUUGUUAAGCUUCAAGAAGAUUUUAUACACUUCAUUUGACAGUCUGGCUUUCAUUCUUGAUAGACGAGGGAAUCCGCCAAAAUGUAUAGCAGAUGACCAUGCGGCAUGAACACCCGGAUCGGUUGAUUUUAUCAAAUAAUAAUAGCUUAGCAGCAGUAGCUCUUAGUGUUUAACCGUCAAAAUAAGACACUGCUGAACUAUUUAGCUAACUUGCUCACUGAAUGUAGUUUCAACUUAGGUAGAACUUGCAAGGAUGGAUCUUUGACGUGGUUUAAACUUUAAAGUUUAUGUUUGCCUUCAAACUCCUACUCAUAAACUGCAACUCUUCCGGAUUACUGCUAUAACUUAGUCUUCUGAAAAGUCUGUCCUGGUCUCCUCGUGAGAGGCUGUCAUCAUGGCAUCAGCCAAGCUUAAGUACCUCUCUCUGGGGGUCCUGGUGUUCCAGACCACGUCCCUGGUGCUGACCAUGCGUUACUCGCGCACCUUACAGGGCGACGGGCCACGUUACCUCGCCUCCUCUGCCGUGGUGGUGGCAGAGUUCCUCAAGAUACUCACCUGUGUGGGGCUCGUCUUCAAAGAUAACAGUUACAGCGGCCGAGCACUGAGCAGUAUUCUGAGACAGGAAAUUCUACACAAACCUAUAGAGACGCUGAAGCUGGCGAUUCCUUCUGGGAUCUACACGCUACAGAAUAACCUGCUCUACGUAGCGCUCUCCAACCUUGAUGCAGCUACCUACCAGGUGACAUACCAGUUGAAGAUCCUGACCACAGCCCUGUUUUCUGUGUUUAUGCUGGGCCGCAGGCUCGGGGUGUACCAGUGGUUGUCUCUGCUAAUUCUUAUGGCUGGUGUUGCACUUGUACAGUGGCCAGCGGACUCCACGUCAGACCCUCAGAAAGAGCAGCCGACUGCAGGCUCACAGUUUGUGGGGCUGGUGGCCGUGUUGGUGGCCUGUUUCUCCAGUGGGUUUGCUGGCGUCUACUUUGAGAAGAUCCUUAAAGAGACCAAGCAGAGUGUUUGGAUCCGAAACAUCCAGCUUGGCAUGUUUGGCCUGGUUUUUGGGAUCUUCGGGAUGUUGGCAUACGAUGGAGACAGAGUCCAAGAACAUGGAAUGUUCCAGGGCUACAACACGCUGACCUGGAUUGUGGUUGCUCUUCAGGCUCUUGGAGGACUCGUAAUAGCUGCUGUCAUCAAGUAUGCUGACAACAUACUAAAAGGCUUCGCUACAUCACUCUCAAUAAUCCUCUCCACAUUAAUUUCAUAUUUCUGGCUUGAGGACUUUGAGCCUACUAGCGUGUUCUUCCUGGGCACAAUAUUCGUCAUGAUAGCGACGUUUCUCUAUGGUUAUGAGAACAAGCCGGCAACCAACCCAAGCAGAGCAUGAUAAAUGGAUGGAUGAUGUGAAAGUGGAGUGGAACAAAGGGAUGAGACGAGUGGAAGGACGGAGAGGAGGCGUAGAGAGCGGAAAAGGAUUGAUUCAAGGUUGGAUAACAAGCUGGGCCACUGCUGUGCAGUGCUGAGCUGAAGCACACUGGGUGAAAUGCUUUGGGCCUGUGGUUUCAGUGAAACUCGUUUAGCUUGAAAACAUUCAUCAUCGCUAGUCUCAUUAGUGGGUGAUGGAUAAAAACACUUCGUAACGUGCCAUCUUCAGCUGAUUCUGGAUGAGCUGAGAGCUUUUUUUGGAUCAUGACUUGAGCAAUGAACUCGUUUGGCUCUUCUCAAUCAUUGGCUGCUUUUGGAUCGCUAAUACGCCACAAAUGAAACUUGAAUCUCGCAUUAACUCGCCAAUGGAUAUUAGGCUACUAAUGGGGUUGUUGCAUCACUGUAUUUUUGUGUUAUUAUUCAAACUGCUUGCGUCCUACAAAAAUAUAUUUUAUGUUAUUUUAAUAGACUGGGAUGCUGGGUUAGAUUCCGUGCCAUAGAAAUUGAGGGAAUGAUGUACCUUUUGUGAAUAUGAUGUAAACUUUUUGAUAUUAUUAUAAUGAAAUGAUAAUAACAAGGCUUAUGACAAUGAGGCUAGCCGGUCAGUUUGCGGGAUAUGGUGAUUAAAAAUUAUUUUACGGAUGACCUCUGUCACCAGGCAACAAAGUACGGAGCCCUUAAAGGGACAUGUUGAUGGAAAAAAUAUUAUUCAAUGCUGUAACAUUUGCUCAAAUGUUUUGCGUUCCCCUGAGAAUCAGAUUUUGUGAACGAACAUAUAGUUUCUCGAGGGAACGCAAACAUUUUGCGAGAGACCGCAAAAGCAUUGACAAUUUUCCUUCCCAUCUCAUAUCCUUUAGGGGCUCUGUAACAAAGAAUACUUGAGUUUCUCCAUUAUAUAUGCAAGGAAGUGCUUUUUUGGUGACUUUGCGCAAUAUGUGAAGCUAUAUUGGUAUCUGGUGAUGAGUAAUAAUAAAUCAGGUGUUUAAUUAUAUUCCUUUUGUUUUUUUUCAAACAAUACAUACAUUUUCACCAUGGCAGCACAAAAUUUAAAUGAAAGAGGUUUGGCAUUUGUUUCAAAAGGUGUAAAAACAAUGCAUGCAAUCACAGCUUGCAAAAGGUAAUUGAUUAAAAAGGCAAAAAGGUUUUUCUGUUGUUACAUACUGUUGGCCAUUCAGAUCUAUGUUUUUGUGAUCAGUCAAGAGGAUGCUCUAUCUGUCCGAGUCCUUCAAAACACACUGAAUCACAAAAACAAUAAACUUUACAGUGACCUCUGAA
This is a messenger RNA of Pimephales promelas (fathead minnow), 2746 nucleotides long. RefSeq names its product solute carrier family 35 member A3a (gene slc35a3a). The record is from RefSeq and is a predicted model, not a curated record. Gene Ontology annotation, molecular function: pyrimidine nucleotide-sugar transmembrane transporter activity. Lineage: Eukaryota; Metazoa; Chordata; Actinopteri; Cypriniformes; Leuciscidae. Gene Ontology annotation, cellular component: Golgi membrane. Gene Ontology annotation, biological process: pyrimidine nucleotide-sugar transmembrane transport.